AUGACUUUUACGGCUCCUUUUUUUCAGAAUACUGAUUACAACGCGUUCAUCAAUUUGUUCGAACAGCAAGUCGAGGUCCACGCAGAUAAAAUCCCUAUGUCAGACAAAGGCACCGUCAAACGUCAAGCUGUGGUGGACGAGUACAGCGAUAUGAUUGCUGAACUGUAUGACGAUUUCCUGAACCAAAACCCGACCUGUACUGCGACAGAAAAGGACGCUAUGGACUGGCCGAAGCAGCAUACCGCUUCAUAUUUGGUAGACUCUGCAGCCGAGGUGCUCGAUUUACACGUUUCAGAGUUGCUUCAAGAAUGUCCAGUCUCUCCCCGUGUGGAUAACUAA
Molecule: messenger RNA, 339 nt
Organism: Radiomyces spectabilis
Lineage: Eukaryota; Fungi; Mucoromycota; Mucoromycetes; Mucorales; Radiomycetaceae
Exons: 2
Coding region: 1-339 (112 amino acids)
Source: RefSeq, a predicted model, not a curated record